This is a messenger RNA of Harmonia axyridis, 3714 nucleotides long. RefSeq names its product myb-binding protein 1A (gene Mybbp1A). Gene Ontology annotation, molecular function: RNA binding; transcription factor binding; transcription corepressor activity. The record is from RefSeq and is a predicted model, not a curated record. Bases 88 to 3474 code for a protein of 1128 amino acids. Gene Ontology annotation, biological process: regulation of DNA-templated transcription. Lineage: Eukaryota; Metazoa; Arthropoda; Insecta; Coleoptera; Coccinellidae. Gene Ontology annotation, cellular component: nucleolus. The transcript is spliced from 5 exons.
UUAACCUCUAUUUUGGCUUUUGUAGUGUCUUAAACUAACCUCACAAAUAUCAGUGCAGUAUUGAAAUAGUAUUUGAAAAUUAUCACCAUGGAAGAGGAACACGUGGAAGAUGAAAAAAGUAAUAUAAAUAACGAUGUCGGAAGUUUAAAAAUAAAACAUUCAAUUUUGGACAACUUCAGAAAACUUACUAAAAUUAAAGAAAAAGUGCGAAUCAAAGCAAGUACCAGUUUAGUGAAUUAUUUGAUAGAAAAUCAAAAGAAUGAAACCGAAUUUAAAUACGCUUUGGGGAGGAUAAUAAGAGGUCUUGGUUCUUCCACAGUCAGUGCAAAAAGUGGAUUUUAUGCUACAUUGAUGCCCUUAAUUAACUUUUCGGAUAUAACUGUAGAGCAGAUCUUCGAAUUUGUUGAAAAAGAACUUCACACAGGGACAGGCAACUCCAAAAGUGAAAAUGCUGACGUAUCCAUGGGAAGCAUUUUGGUUUGCACAGCAAUAGUAAGAUCGGGUCUGUUCAUGAAAAGUUCUGAUGAGGACAAGAAGAAAAUCAUAGAAUGUAUUUUGCAUGCUGGAAAUGAAAGAAGUUACUUGAUGUGUCCAGCAAUUGAGCUUCUUUUGGAAAUAGAUGAAAAAAUAAACAAAGAUAUUUUUCAAUAUCUAUUACUGCCCAUUACCAAACCACUAAUUGAAAAACCAUUUUCCGAUUAUACUUUAGAUACUUUCUACUAUUUAAUAGUAUUAACAAAUAAGUAUCCUAAGCUCAUUGGAAGGGAAAUUCUAAAGAAAAUUGCAAACAGUUCAAUCUUGAUAACCGAAAGUAAUCUUGAAAAUUUUUCGAACAUAUUAAUGACCAUACCUAGAAUAACAUCAAUAAAGCACCCAGUUUAUGAAUUAUUUGGAAAGAUGCUUGUUAAAACUCAAUUUACCAUACCAUUUAUUCAUCUUAUGGACAAAGCCUUGUUAAAAUAUAACAGGAAUAAACACUUGAUUAUUAUCAAUUUCCUGACCAUACUACUAAAACAUAUUGAAAAUCAAAAUGAUCUUCCACAUCUUUUGGAAGAAAAUUUCAUUCAACAGACAAUAAAAGUAUUUCGACAACUUAGGGGUAUUGAGAAAGAUUAUGAAUUGAAGGAAUUUACUCAUAAUCUUUUUGAAAGUUUAGUUGAAGCAUUGAAGAAGGAGAAUGUUGAUGAUCAAACUAAAAUUUCCAUAUUGAAAAAAUUGCUGUUCUAUCCAGGAACAUUUAUUUUUGAGAAGAUUACAAAAAGUAAGGUUAUACAACAUAUAACAUUGACCUUAAAAAAUGAAGGUGUCAAAGAACUGGCCGCCAUAUAUAAAGAAGUGGUGAUGUUGGAGAAUGAAAAAUUCAACUUGAAUACUUCCGAAUUACUUCAAAAAAAUGAUAGAUUGUAUGCUGCAAAUUUAUUAGUUAAAUUGAUGUGCCAUCCAUCCGUCCAUGAAGAAAACAAAUGGAAGUGCGAACAGCUCAAGUUUCUCAUGAGUUUAGGACUUUUGAAACAGCCCCAAGUAGAAGAUGAACUAGCCAGUUCACUGAAAGAAACAUUUUUUAGAUCCUUGGACUUGAAACUGUCAAAAUUAGAAGACCUCCGCAUUAUACUAUUUGAAGUUUUCAACGAACUAGAUUCUUAUCUAACCAAAAAUUUAGAAAUGAGAUCUGAUCUUACUGAAGAGAUAAGUGAAACCUGGUCAAAAGCUAAGGAAAUUAUCAACAAGAUCCAAUCCAAGAAAACAAAAAAAAUUAAACUAGUUUUUGAAAUACUAUUUUUACAUUUAGGCCUGCAGCUUUUUAAUGAUGUGAAAUUGGCAAAAGAUUCAUUAGAAGAACUGUUCAGCUGCUAUGAAAGAAUGAAAAAAAAGAACAAUUCUGAAACUGAUCCUGCUUGGAUAGAGGUAGUUGUUGAAGUAUUUCUGAGCCUUUUGUCCCACAAUUCAUAUCUUCUAAGAAAGAUGGUCAACUGUGUAUUUCCACAUCUCUGUGAAUACUUGAAUGCCUCAGCUAUACAUCAAAUUAUAUCUGUUUUGGAUCCUAAUAGUGAGGACAAUCCACUAACAUACAAUGGAGAUGCUUCUGAUGAAGAUCUAUCUGAAGAUGAAGAAGACUCAGAUAAUGAAGAGGAAGAAGAAUGUGUGGAAGAGGAAGAACAAAAUGAUGAUGAUGAUGAUUGCAGUGAAGAAGAAGAAGAAGCAGUAGACGAAACUAAAACGGAUAAGUUGAGAAAAGCUCUUCAGAUUGCUCUGACACAGAAUAUGGAUAAUGAAGAUGAGAGUGAUAUUGAUUUAGAUCAGAUAGAUGAUGAACAGGGAGAGAAAUUGAAUCAAGUUUUAGGACAAGUUUUCAAAGAAUUCAGAUCAAAUUUCAGAAAGCAUAAAAAACAAAGCAAGAAUGACGAAAUUACAACCCAUUUCAGGAUAAGAGUCCUUGAUUUGAUUGAAAUAUACAUAGAUUCCAGCCCUUCAAUGAUAUCAACAUUGGAAAUAAUGGUUUCAUUGCUGCAUCUUCUAGAAUUCAGCAUAAAAGAUACUCAUCAAAAACCUUUGCAAGAUCGUGUGAGACAUUGUUUGAGGAAAAUGUCUGCACUGAAAAAAUUCAGUGAUAUUGCUGAAGUAUCAGAUAACACAUUGUGUGAAUUCUUGGAAAAUCUUUUACUGAAAGAAACAAGAACCUCAGUUAUCCUUCAGAUGAUGGGAAAUGAAAUUGCUCAAUGCUGUGUAUUUAUAAUUAAUUGUUCAAAGAUUUUGGUGAAUGAUGAAAACACUCCUAAAAAGAUGAAAAAACACCUGAAUCAGAAUAUCACCAAUAUCAUAACAAGUUCCUCAAAUAACUAUUUAACAAAGAGAAAUUGUCAUUUACCUAAUGUGAUAUUCAAACAGAUACUACAAUGUAAUUGGAAUGGAAACAUUGAAUUGAUGAAAUUUUUACUUCCUGUUAUAUUUGACGAAAAUAUUAAACCAUUCAAAAAGAAUGAAGCAGUAGAUUGGAUAAAAAUUUGUUAUAGUAAUCAUAGACUGUUAUUAACAUGCGAAAAUGAGUUAAAGGAAGACUUUGAAAAGAUUACUGAAGAAUUUUUAGAUAAAUGCUUACAAUUUUUCAAAAACUUAAUUGAAAUUAGUGAUAAUAAUGUGAGGGAGAAAUUCUUAUCAUUUCUUUUCCAACUUUUAGCAACCAUCAAACAGAGUCCUUUACAAAUCAAAACAUUUGAUUGGACAUGCUUAGGUGAUAAAAUCAGAGAAUAUAGAAACUGUACUAAAAUAAAUCCAGAUACAAAAAAAUCUUACAAUAAAUUAUUAGUACAACUUGGAAUUUCAAAUAAGAUUGAAACAAAACCGUCAGUUAUUGAAUUUUCUGAUAAAGAUAAAAAAUAUUCUGAAACCAAUGGCGAUUGUAGAAUAGAAGUAAAUUCGAAAAAAAGAAAAAUGCUGAACCAUGAAAGUAAAAAAAAGAAGAAAUUAAAAACAUGAACUGUUGAAUUGUAAAAAUGUUUAUUUUUUGGAAACUCAAUUUUUUCUACAAAAUUUACCUCAAUAGAUGUUUGAUCAAUCUGCUUCAUCUGACAUCUGAAAAAUGUUGAAUAUUAUAUUAUGUAAAUUGGUAAUUUCCAAAAAUUUACCUCAGAAGAAAUGUUUCCAAACAAGUGAAGUUCUAAAAAAUAAAAUAAUUUUUCACUUGAUAAUUUUUGUUAAUAAAGUAUUUAUACAUAA